This is a messenger RNA of Aplysia californica (California sea hare), 2990 nucleotides long. RefSeq names its product heat shock factor protein. Gene Ontology annotation, molecular function: DNA-binding transcription factor activity; sequence-specific DNA binding. NCBI's taxonomy places the organism in Eukaryota, Metazoa, Mollusca, Gastropoda, Aplysiida, Aplysiidae. The record is from RefSeq and is a predicted model, not a curated record. Gene Ontology annotation, biological process: regulation of DNA-templated transcription.
AGUGGAACAAGUUUUCAUGUGUAUGACCAGCAGAGCUUCUCAAGGGAAAUUCUUCCUUUGUAUUUCAAGCACAGCAAUAUUGCCAGCUUCAUACGACAGUUGAACAUGUAUGGUUUCCGCAAAGUAGCCCACAUUGAUCAGGGUGGUUUGAAGAUAGAAAAGGAUGACCUCCAGUUCCAACACCAGUACUUCCAGCGGGGAGAACGGGACUUGCUUCAGUACAUCAAACGAAAAGUUUCCAAUCAGACUGUGAGACCAGAUUCCUUGACUGCUGCGAAACCAGAUGAGUUUUCCAGAGUCCUCACCGAUGUCAAUCAAGUCAAGUCAAAACAAGAGUCCAUGGAUCAGAAUCUCGAGUACAUCAAGCGGGAAAACAAGCUCUUGUGGCGGGAGGUUGCCGUGCUGAGGCAAAAGCAUCAUAAACAGCAGCAAAUUGUCAACAAGUUGAUCCAGUUCCUUGUGUCCCUUGUAAGCUCCAACAGAACGGGACUGACGAUCCCACCCAUGAGAAGAGUCCCCCUAGCAAUUAAUGAUGUCAGUCAGUUGGCAGCAUCCCCUCCACCGCCUGCUGCACUUGGCGCUGCCGACAAUAGGGUGGCUGCAUUUCAAGAAGCGUCUGCUGAUCUUUCAGUGGGGUCUGCAGAAUCUCAGGGUGGUGUUUUACCUCCUGGAGCACAAGCGUUGGACACUGUGACCUUGAAAGAUGAUCCGUACACAAUUGAAUCUCCAAAGAUGGAUCAUAUCCUGCUGUCACCUGCUUCGAGCAAUGCAGGGCCAAUCAUUCACGAGCUGACAGACUCACCCAAGGCUAUAUUAGUACCUGCCUCACUGGUUUCACCUGUUGCAACUACCUCUCAGCAAGAUAAUAUUCAGACAGUCAUCUCUUCAAAUCAGUUGAAUCCUUCCUCAUCACUAGCGGGCACCACCAGCAAUAUUGUCUUGGGCAGUGACAACCAGAUCUACGUGGUGCCAGCAUCUGACUCUAAGACAGUGACUGUAACUUCGGCGGGCGACAACAGCAGCAGCAGUAGUGGUAGCAUGAACAACUUCCUGUUGUCCCCGGCGAUCGAGGCCGCCCCCUCCCUUGAGGAUGCUCUCAAGUUUGGUCUGAACGUGCCUUCUGCAUCUGCCACAGCCACCGCGUCAUCACAGGCUUCACCAACGUCAGCAGUGGGAGCCCAGAAACGCAAGAGAAAAAUGUCCCAGACUCCCCCCGAGCCCUCAAUGUCCCCCACCAAAAGAGUGUCACAACCAGGCGCUGUAGUGGCCGCCUCCCCCCAGCCUCAGAGUUCUGCUGCUCUGGCGCUAGACCAGCUGGCCACGCUGGGCAAAGACGAGCCGGCAAAAGGGGACGCCAGUCUGGCUGUGACGGCUUCAAAGGAUGGAGAUGAGUUCACUGUCAGCUCUGAUCAACUGGACCUGCUGUCCUCAGAUUUGGAUGGUGUGAAGAAUAUUUUACAAGAUCACUACAAAUUGGACCCAUCCUUUCUUAUGGAGUUAUUUGACUCGACAAAUCCCUGGCCUGUCAUAGCGGAGAAGGACUUGGAUGCUUUGAAGAUGGAUUCCGACAAAGAUGAAGCGAGCACGUCUGGAGCAGGUCUUGGCAACAUCACAGGCACUGAACUUGUUGAGUACAACCCAAGAGAUGAACUCUUCCCCGAACUGAUGGAUGAUAACAUCAUGGCAGACAUUGACGAUAUAGACUGAGAGAGUCUUCUCCUCGAUUAUGCUCCUCGACGAUGUAGACUGAGAAAGUUCUCCACAGUUAUGUUCCUUGACGAUAUAGACAGAGAGAAUUCUUUGCCUUUAAAAUCCUUGACAAUACAAGCCAAGAGAGUUCUCUGGGGAUAUAUUUCUUGAUGAUGUUGACUGAGAGAGUCUUCGUUUUGACACUUGCAAGAUUAUGAGCAGAUGAUAAAUGAUCCAGGGUAGUUUUAGGAUGAUAUGGUGCACCCAAGUAUUGUUAUUAGUCAACAUUCUAUGGUUGAGGACUGUCAAUGAAACUGAACUUUGGAACGACCUAUUUGAGUUGGUGACUGGACUUUGUGUGAGUGCAGCAUGUGUGGCGGUCAUCUGUUAUCAUUCUUAGCAAAGCUGAUUCAUGCUUAGCAAAAUGGCUUUUAUGUGUGUGUUCAGGUGGAUUUUGGCAUGAAGCAGCAGUGAAAUACUCGCCUUUGCCAGGUGGGGGCUCGGCAAUAACUUAAAAUAACUAAAAUAUCUCAUGAUUAUUGCAGAAACUUAAUUUAUUUGAUAGGCCUUAACUCUUUUUAUCAGGGCUACGAGUGUACUCGUAAAGAGGACCAGUUCGGGCUACGAGUAAACUCGGAACAGCUAUCUGGUCACGUGAAACAGCUAGUUCUGCUUUUAAUUACCAAAAUACGCAAAUACGGCGAAUAUUUUACUUUUCUAAUGAACAGUGGUUUCUUUGCUUUUGAUGGGUGUAGAAGCUUGAAAAAUGUCUCGAUAACUCACAUUCGUGACUGACAAAGCUACCUCUUGAAGUGACGCUGGGUUGUGAGGAGGGAAUGAGACUAAUUUGAUGAAAAUGACUCCGAAUCAAGUGCCGAAAAUUCUGUUGUGGAUGAUAAAAAACAGGAAUUAGACAUCUAAUAGUGAUUCAGAUCAUGGUGAAGGGCUCAGUACUGGAAUUCGUGCAGUACCGAUGGGUUGGGCUAGAUCUAUAAAUCCAAGGGGACGUCAUGGGCACGGCAAUCAGGGUCAAGUUGGAGGAUGGAAUAAAUCUCAAAAUCUACAUGGUGUAAUUGGUGUAAUUCCUAACCACAUACAUUUACAAAAACUGCUUUCAAUUUCUAAUGUAACUACCAAAUCUCCUUAAAAAUCUAAGAGUAAAUGUAAGAAAUACAGCACUUUGAAAUAUGCACCCUGAAUUCGAACUCGCACAGCGCUGCAGCCCCAGGACGGGUACAGAGUCCGUGAGGGUACGGCCGGGAUAGAAAGAGUUAAAUCUAUGCAUAUGACAUGUAAUUUUU